Molecule: messenger RNA, 1302 nt
Organism: Spodoptera littoralis (African cotton leafworm)
Lineage: Eukaryota; Metazoa; Arthropoda; Insecta; Lepidoptera; Noctuidae
Source: the annotation of a GenBank genome assembly
AUGACGAUUCCAGACCAUCUGUUUGAUGAAGGAAUAAAUAACACCCUGUUUCAUAAUGACAUGAGGCAUAUACAGCAAAAUAAAACAGUGUAUGAAAAAACACAGCGAGAUUAUGAGCAAGAACAACGAGAUCUGUUAUCGUCUCAAGAUGGAGAUACAUGUGAGAUCCACGAUCAGUUCUACAGGGACCAUAAACUGCUACUCGUGUUGUUUCGAGCGCUUGCAGUCAUGCCCAUCACACGCUCUCGGCCAGGCACGAUCACAUUUAGCUGGAAAUCCAGAGCCACAAUGUACGCGGUAUGUUUCUACAUCGCUGCCACAGCCGUUGUUCUAAUCGUGGGAUAUGAGCGGAUAAUGAUACUCCGAUCAAUUCGACGCUUCGACGACUAUAUUUAUGCCAUUCUUUUCGUCAUUUUCCUCGUUCCGCAUUUCUGGAUACCAUUCGUGGGUUGGGGCGUGGCUCAUCAAGUCGCUAUUUACAAAACUAAUUGGGGGAAAUUUCAGGUCAGAUACUACCGCGUUACCGGCGAAAACCUUCAAUUUCCUAACUUGAAGACAACAAUCGUCAUCAUUAGCGUGGGUUGUUUGUUGCUCGCCGUCUGUUUCCUGCUCAGUCUCUGUAUACUAAUGGACGGAUUCCUCCUGAGACAUACGUCAGCAUAUUAUCAUAUCAUUACUAUGAUCAACAUGAACUGCGCUCUCUGGUACAUCAACUGCAAAGGAAUUAAGAUCGCCUCGCAAAGUCUCUCGGAAUGUUUUCGUAGGGACGUGGAACAAGAAUGUUCAGCGAAGUUGAUAUCACGGUACCGUUACCUAUGGCUCAACCUGUCCGAGCUGCUGCAGUCGCUGGGCAACGCUUAUGCCAGAACUUAUUCAACUUAUUGUCUAUUCAUGUUUGCGAACAUAACGAUAGCAGUAUAUGGAGCCCUGUCAGAGAUAGUCGACCAUGGAUUUGGGUUCAGCUUCAAAGAAAUGGGCCUGUUCGUCGACGCAGCCUACUGCUCUACUCUAUUCUUCAUAUUUGUGGACUGCUCGCAUAAAUCUACUUUAACGGUAGCUGCCGGUGUCCAAGACACACUUCUGUCCAUCGAUGUCCUGGCAGUUGACAGACCCACACAGAAAGAGAUAGACCACUUCAUCCAAGCUAUAGAGAUGAACCCAGCUGUAGUGAGCUUGAAGGGAUAUGCUCAUGUCAACAGAGAAUUACUUACUUCGGCAAUCAGCAUGAUAGCUAUCUAUCUGAUAGUACUACUGCAGUUCAAAAUCUCACUGCCAAAAGAUCCUCAGAUAGUUGCCACGUAA